UAAAUAAUGGAAACUUACUCGUAUAUAAUGAAACGGCGAGACUUCGGAAAACAGCCCAUGUUCUGUGAACAAGGGCCAGAAUUGUGCGACACCAUUCUGCCUAACCCCGUUGAACAGAAGGCUUUCAUACUGCGGAACCCGGUACACCAGGCCACCCAGAACACUCCGAACUUCUCGCUACAUGAAAUCAGCACAGAGCGAGCUAAAUACAAUACGACGGGAAUCAACCACGCUGAAGGUGGCUGGCCCAAGGAUGUCAAUAUACACGACCCUGAAGCCACGCAACGUUACCGCCGCAAGGUCGAAAAGGAAGAAGAAUAUAUCAAUUGCGUCAAUGCGUGCAGCCCCGGUAUGGAACACUACGCACUGCAAAAUAAUGCAAUCGAUAUGUACCAAAUAUAUUACUCGGACUUGGCUAGUUUGCCGCCCGUAGAGAAGAACAGCAUGCGCACUGUCAACGUGUACCGCGACCCUAUGGGAGGCCGCCCCAUUUCCUCCAUCUGCUGGCAGCCCGAAGGUCAAAUGCGAUUUGCUGUUUCUUACGUGGACAUGAAUUACUACCGUAACCCACAAGGCAGCAUAUUCGGACUUUUAUGGGACGCGGAGACCCCCGCGGAGCCAUUAAUGAAUUUUAUGCCUCCGUCCAUAUUACUGGAUUUACAAUUUAAUCCAAAAGAUAGCACUAUGUUGGCGGGAGGACUAGUUACCGGCCAAGUAGUGUUGUUUGACAUACGGCGCGGGAGCCAAGCGGUGUCGGCGUGCCCGCCGCACGUGGCGCACCGUGACAUGGUGCGUAAUGUGCUCUUCAUAAACAGCAAGUCCGGACUAGAAUUCUUUUCGGGCGGAGUCGAUGGUGCGUGUAAAUGGUGGGACGCGCGAAAUAUGUCCGAGCCUACUGAAGAAAUGAUUAUUGAUAUCGCGAAAUACACGUUUGAUGUUCCUAGCAUGGCAAAUGCUUACGGUAUUAGCACCAUGGAGUACGAAUUCACUAUCCCUACGCGAUUCAUGGUCGGAACAGACAACGGUUUCGUCAUUAACGCUAACCGGAAAGGAAAAACUCAACUGGAGAAACUCCCAAUCCAGUACCCAGCACAUACUGGCACGGUGCGGUCAUUGGAGCGCAAUCCGUAUUUUCUGAAAAAUUUCUUGACCGUGGGAGACUGGAGGCUGCACUUGUGGAGCGAGGAUUGCCACGACUCACCCGUGCUGUCGAUGCCACCGACACGACACAAAAUAACUUGCGCCACGUGGAGUCCCACGAAGUGUUCCCUGCUGCUGUGCACGGGCGCGGACGGCGUCAUCUCGGCGUGGGACCUCCUGCGCAGCCAGUGCAAACCCGUCCUUACGAUGUAUUUGGGCGACGACCCCCCUGUCAAAGUCAGGAUUCACGAACAGGGUUCGCUAGUAGCUGUUGGUACUCAAAAAGGCUCUAUUUUUAUGUUGGAACUAUCAGCAUCCAUGACUGCAUCUGAAAGAAACGAGAAAAAUCUCAUGUUGGCGAUAUUAGAACGCGAGACAAAGCGAGAAAAAAUUCUUGAAGCCCGGCUUCGUGAAAUCCGUUUGAAGCAGCGGCAAGCGGAGGAAGGCAGCCCCCGGCACAGUUUAGGCGUCGACGAUCCCUCGGCUGGUGACCGCGAUUUGGCCGAGGCCACUCAAGACUAUUUCAAUGUUGUCAAGAAGGAACUCGCUGCCAUGUAG
Molecule: messenger RNA, 1698 nt
Organism: Cydia fagiglandana
Lineage: Eukaryota; Metazoa; Arthropoda; Insecta; Lepidoptera; Tortricidae
Product: dynein axonemal intermediate chain 2-like
Exons: 7
Coding region: 7-1698 (563 amino acids)
Biological process (GO): cilium movement; outer dynein arm assembly
Cellular component (GO): outer dynein arm
Molecular function (GO): dynein light chain binding; dynein heavy chain binding
Source: RefSeq, a predicted model, not a curated record